Molecule: messenger RNA, 1861 nt
Organism: Schizophyllum commune H4-8
Lineage: Eukaryota; Fungi; Basidiomycota; Agaricomycetes; Agaricales; Schizophyllaceae
Product: YL1-domain-containing protein
Exons: 6
Coding region: 249-1694 (481 amino acids)
Biological process (GO): regulation of DNA-templated transcription; chromatin remodeling
Cellular component (GO): nucleus
Molecular function (GO): ATP-dependent H2AZ histone chaperone activity
Source: RefSeq, a predicted model, not a curated record
AGAACGUGGGCGGCACGCGAGGCCGGAUCAGCUGCGCGGGGAACGGUUUGGCUCCGUCCGGCUCUUUGGUUCUCGCCUCCAUCUUGCGAAACGACUGGCGGGCAUUGCGUGUGCGGGCUGGUUGGCGUGCAUUGUGCUUGAAUUGGGUGGUUACUUGUCGCGCUCGAGCUGAGCGCCUUGUACCCUUCACAUCGACACGACUGGAGACGUACUUAAGGCGACUUGGGAGGGAAUCCACACGACCAGAAAUGGGCGAAUUCCCCCAAGAACCAUUGGUGACGCGCCGAUCAAGGAGAAGUACGGCCGGAAAUCGCUUGCAGGAGCUUUUAGCUGGUGCGCAGGAUAAGGCGGAUACAUUCGAGGAUGACUCGGAUUUCGAGGCGCAAGAUGAGGGUGACGCGUUCGACGAAGACUUCGCGAGCGACAGCGCGAAGACCGCGAGUGAUGAGGAAGCAGACGCCGAGCGUGCAGUGCAGGAAGAGGAGAAGAGGGAGAAGCAGACCACUCGAUCGCAAGUUGAGAAGGUCACUGCAGCAGCCAACGCGCGCCUACGCGCCACCUUCAAUCCCGAGGGGUCCCAUGCAACCACGAGCAAGACCCCAACUCGCAAUAAGCGCAAGGUCUCCUUCGCGGGUUCCCCAGGCAAGCGGAGGAAGAAGGGGAAAGGCAAGAACGAUCUGGAGAUUGCAGGAGAGCGACACAGCUCGCGUGCGCAUACAAUGCAGAGCACGACCGCGACGGCGAUCAAGCUGAAGGACAUUGCGAGGAAGAAGGCCACACAAGGACCGAGGAAGCGCACGGAGGAGCGAUCAUUCACGCAAGCGGAGCUCAUUAGACGCGCGCUUGACAACGAGGAGGGCAAUGUCGCCGAACAUCGAGACUACCUCAAGCGCGAGGAGGAGAAGCGGCGGAAGGCGCGUGUGGCGAAGCAGAAGCUGACCGGCCCGCUCGUGCGCUGGGUGAGCCGCGCAGAAGAGAUCGUGACGCGCAUACCGGAUCCAGAUGCGCCGCAACCGCCCCCACCUCCAUCAUUGCCGGAACCUCAGCAGACACACCACCCGCACGAAGAUCCUCAGGUAUACGAGAACUACCCAUCGACCUCCGCCCCGCCAUCAUCCGCCCUUGACGUCUCGCUUGCAGAGCUGACCACAUCGUCUCACCAUUACCCAUAUGCAGGGUACUACUCCGCGCCAGAACCUCAACCAUCCAUCGUCUCCCCUUCUUCUUACUACAAACCCCACGUCUACGCUCAAGCCUCAAGAUCAUCGUCAUAUCUCCUUUCUUCCUCGCAAAUGUCUCCUUCGAUUUCAACCUAUCCAUCAUCGUCCAACGCCGCACCAUCGCAAGCGCAUCCACCUGUACCACCCACCAUCGAGAAGCGCGAGCGAGUAGCAAAGAGCUAUCUCGUUCACGAGCUCGGACAGGGGAAGGACGCGACGAAGCCGCGAUGGUCAGAGACCAUGAGCGCGGUAUUCGGCGACCAUGUGGAAUGGACGAGCGUAAAGGCGUAUACGUCGACGAGGAGGCCGACUGCUCGCAUUCGCCACAUAUGCCCCAUCACUGGGCGCCUCGCCCCGUACAUCGACCCUCGCACUGGCGUGCCGUUCGCCAAUGUGAAGGCGUACAAAACUCUGACGGCCGUGUUGGAUCACCAGUUUUCGUGGAAUAAGGAGCUGGGGGCUUAUACUGGCUGAAGUCAUCUUGUUUGCCUGGCUCUUCGUAUCACUCUGCAGCUUCUUGCCAGCCUUGCGAUCUAUACACUGCCUGUUGGUGGGGAAGAGAACACUACUGUUUCGAAUACAGUCCGGGCAUGAAGAUAUUGCUUCGAUAUUCAUGAAGGCGAUACCUGUUUCUACGCCCG